Molecule: messenger RNA, 990 nt
Organism: Mya arenaria
Lineage: Eukaryota; Metazoa; Mollusca; Bivalvia; Myida; Myidae
Exons: 2
Coding region: 24-857 (277 amino acids)
Molecular function (GO): protein binding
Source: RefSeq, a predicted model, not a curated record
UAAAUCGAAAUAUUUUCUUGAUCAUGUAUUCUGGCCAGUAUGUUCAGAAAUUAUUCAUUAUAGUACUCGUGAUUGAAUCAACAUUUUGUGACACAAAUGAACCGCGAUGUUACAGCCGGUUUGACUACGAGGAAAAAAUGUUGGAGAAAAUGGUUAAAACUGAGAUCAAGAAUGGGGAGCUUUUAGUUAAACUAGAAGCACUUGAAAGGAGACUGGCGAACGUUGAAUCUAAGGUAGACAAUUCGGUAAAGGAAGUAGAAGGUCUGGAAAUGAAACACGAUUCUGAAAAAGAGGAGACAGUGAAAUGGGUACAAGAUCUUAAAAAGGCACACGAUAGUUUACAAAGUGAGUUGGAAGAUUUUGAAAACACGACAAAAUCCUAUCUUGACGAGCAAGGGAGAUCCCUUGAGGUAUACGAUCAACGUCUGGACGCUAUGUUCCGGAACAUGACAGAGAGUAAGCACCACUCUCCCGUUGCUUUCUUCGCCACCCUACCUUCUAGUUUUACAACAUCCGCCUCCUCUCAAACGAUCGUAUUCAACAGCCUCGUCACAGACGUGGGUGGAGGUUACAACUCGGGGACAGGCGUUUUCACCGCCCCGGUCGACGGUCUAUACGUGUUAUCAGCUUCUGUCAUGGUUGACCUGUCCACGUCGACGACCUCCGCCCAUAUCAGCAUAAACAAAAACGGCAGUCACGUAGUGUAUCUCUAUGUCAACGACAGUGACGGUAACUACGAGACAGGCGUGGGCACUGUCAUUCUCUCGUUGCAGGUCGGGGAUACUGUAAAGUUGACUUGCAAUGAAAGUGGACGAAUCAUUUAUUACAACUCGAUCUUUUCCGGUUUUAAAUUGUAAACAGGGCAUGAAUGAGCACAGAACAUUGAAGUGGAUUGAGCUCGCUAUCGUUUAUCUUCAAUUCAAUUAAUUUCAUUUUAAUUAUUAGAGAUCCUAUUUAAUUCGUACUUGUGUGUGGCUUUUUGUUUGUCAA